Messenger RNA from Fusarium poae, 471 nucleotides. RefSeq lists its product as uncharacterized. Lineage: Eukaryota; Fungi; Ascomycota; Sordariomycetes; Hypocreales; Nectriaceae. Gene Ontology annotation, biological process: regulation of DNA-templated transcription; chromatin organization. The coding region runs from base 1 to 471 and encodes 156 amino acids. Gene Ontology annotation, cellular component: Rpd3S complex; NuA4 histone acetyltransferase complex; nucleus. The record is from RefSeq and is a predicted model, not a curated record. The transcript has 2 exons.
AUGGCUCCAGCGCGUCAACAACCGGCGCCUCCGCCUUUUAGCAAGGAUGAAAAAGUUCUGUGCUUCCAUAUGGACAUGCUCUAUGAGGCCAAGAUUAUGGAUGUCCAGCAAGGUGAGAAACCCAGUGACGGAUACAAGUAUAAAGUCCACUACAAGGGGUGGAAGAACACUUGGGACGACUGGGUCCUGGUUGACCGCAUCCGGCCUUUUGACGACGAACACAAAGAGCUGGCAGCACAGCUUCAUGCGCAAUUGAAGCAUAACAUUCAAAGGAGCACGAAACAGCCAAAGAAGGGUCUCCGAAGUGGUGCUGAGUCGGCCAGAGUUAGCGAGGAGCGAUCAGGCUCGGCCACUGUUCAAGGAGGCAGGGGAGGUAGGCGAGGAAAAGAUUGGGAGCUUGAACAGACGCUCUUUUCGUUUUACAACAGUCUUGUUCCCAGAAAGUUCUGGGCUGUAACAUGCACCAUAUGA